AUGGAUUUUACAUAUCCUCCAGAUAUAAAAGAUAAUUUGGAUAAAUAUAAGUCACGCGUUAACCUUUUAAGCGGUAAUUUUGUUUUUGAAAAUUAUGCAAAUGCAACAAUAGAACAAACUAUCGAUAGAAUUGAAACAAAAUCAAAUAUUUUUACUUUGGAAAUCAGAAAAUCAGAUUCAUUUCAAUUUACAAUAAAUAUUGACGUGAAGGUUGAUCUUGGUAUAUAUAUUCUCCAAACUUUGGGAAUAAACACAGGGUUUAUAGAAGGUACUGGUGGGAUUAAAUUUGCGUUUUCUUCAAAACAUGAGAAAGUAUAUAGGGAAACUGUAUCAGAAACGGUUUCAUAUAAUGUUAAUCAGAAAAUAAUCAUACCACCCCUUAAUUCGGUAAAAGUUAAUAGCACGAUAGAUAAGAUUAGUAUUCGCGUACCAUUUAAAGCAAAGAUUAGAGUUAAUGGAAAAGCAGACAGAUUAGAUGAGAAUGGAAGAAUUGUUUCAAUGACCGAUGUUGAGAUUAAUGCACUUAGAUGUUAUCUUCGAAAGGAAAAAUAUGAAACAAAAAAUAUAACAGUUGAAGGAAAUUAUCUUAUUGUUGAUACCAGUGGUACUUUGGAAGUAGAAGUUCGAACUGCUUUUAUUGAUGCACCAAAGAAACGUGGUCCUCCAAAAGGUUAUAUUGAAGCUUUAGAAACUAGACUUCAAAGAAUGGAAUCAAUUCUUGGAGGUUUGGUUCAAUCAGGGGAUUUACCAGAAGGCACAAUCUCUUCAAAUCUUGAAUGGAUUAAUGUAAAUGAAAGUAAUUUUAGAUCCGGUCAAGAAUCAAAUAAUACUACUAGUUCUAGAUUAAGAAAAACUCCUUCCUUUAAUUCUUCAUCACUCGGAAGAAGUGGUAGAGCCAAUUCUUCAAAAAGUUUAGUAUCACAUAAUUCAUAUAAAAAUAAUGGUCAAAGUAGUGAUUCAGAUGAUUCUCUUUCAAGUGAUAGUAAUGAAUAUACUGGUUCUCAAUAUGAUUUAAAUGAUAGUAUGGGUCAACUUGCAAUGGAUGAAACUGGUCAUACUAAAUAUCUUGGUAAUAGUUCAGGAGUUUUUUUAUUAAAAAUUACAAAAAAAAUUGCUAAUGGACAAAUUAUUACUGUACCAAGUAAUGAUUGGAAUAAUCCUUCUUUAAAACGUAUCGGUCCAAAUAUGGUUAUUGAAUUUCCUCCAAAAGAUUUAUGUGAUAAAUUAUUAGAUGCUUAUUGGAAUCAAGUACAUCCUUUUAUGCCUUUCAUUGAUAAAGAAGAUUUAAUGGAAAAAUAUAAUAAUUUGGAAGCACAUUAUUCUUCAAUCAUUUUAUUUUAUGCAAUAUUCGCUUUAUCUACAAGAUAUAUUGAUGAUCCUGCUAUAAAAUAUUAUUCUGAAGAAUAUUCAGGAAGUAGUUUUUAUACAAAAGCAAGAGAAUUAUUAAGAGAUGAAUUUGAUAAACCUUCAAUUUCUGUAGUUCAAGCUUUAUUAUUAUUAUCAGUACAAAUUAGUGGUCAAAAAGAUUCUAUUACUUGGGUAUAUAUUGGUCUUGCUAUAAGAAUAGCUCAAGAUAUGGGUUUACAUCGUGAUUCUGCUAAAUGGAAUAUUGAUGAAAGACAAAGUGAAGUAAGAAGAAGAGUUUGGUGGGCUUGUGUUGUAGUUGAUAGAUUUUCUAGUGCAGGUUUAGGAAGACCUUUAGCAAUAAAUGAAGCUGAUUGUGAUGUUAAUUAUCCUGUACCAGGAAAAAUUCCUUCUGAUGAUAUAGAAACUAUUGAAGGUUGGGUUGAAUUAAUUAAAUGUAAUUUAAUUCUUGGUCGUAUACUUAAUCAUGUUUAUGGUAUAAAAUCUAAAUCAUCAUCAUCACAAAAUAACAUAGAAUCAGUUUUAGUUUCUUUAGAUAAUGAAUUAAAUGAAUGGCGUGAUAAUUUACCAAAAAAAUUUCAAUUUGAUUCUUCAACUAUGCAUGGUGGUGAUGUUAAUACAAAUAGAAAAAUAUAUGCUCAUUUACUUUAUUAUACUCAACAAAUACUUUUACAUCGACCUCAUAUACGUGGACCAAAAUCAAAAGCUCCACCUUCUUCAAUUCCUUCAUUAACCAUUUGUACUAUGGCAGCAAAUAAUAUUACUCAUGUAUUAUAUCGUGGUUUAAAAGAUGGUAGUUUAAAAUUAUCUGGAAUUUAUACAAUUUAUUCAUUUCUUACCGCAGCAUCUAUGCAUAUUAUAAAUGCUUUAAGUGGAGAUGAUAGAUUUAGAGAAGUUGCAAAACAUGGUUUAAGAAUGACAUUAAAAUGUUUAGAUUAUAUGACAGAAUAUUGGCAAGUUUCUGAUAAAUUAUCAUAUUUAAUUCGGGAUUUAUUAAAAUCAAAAAAUAUAGAAUUGGAAGGUUAUAAUGAAAUGGGGGGAAAUCCAAAUCCAAGUCCAACUUGUCAAAUAGGUAUUUUAUCAAAACAUGGUAAAGUAGAAGAUUUAAAAGAAAGAAACCCUUUCUUAUGUCAAUUUAAGGAAUUAAAAGAUGGACAACCCUUACCAAAGAUUACCUUUGCCACAUCGCAUCCAACAAAUUCAAGUUCAAUUGAACAAAAUCAGCAAACGUCACCAUACCCGACAUUAUGGAAUUCACCACAACCACAUCAUCAACAUCAACAUCAUCAACAUCAACAUCAACAACAACCAAAAAAGAAUAUUAUAAACAAUUCGACUUCGAUAUCUACCCCAGUAUUAACAUCAUCAUCAGUGAACAGUCCACAAUCAACAACAAUGAAAUCACCGAUGAAUGAUGCAAUGCAAUACGAGCAAACUUCAUCCCCUGAAUCAACUACUUCGACAUCAUCAGGAUUUAUGCAAUUCACAGAAUAUUUAACAACAGAUAGUGGAUUGUUUCCUCAAAAUGCCAAUACUUUUACUCCAGAUUCAUCAUUAUUAUUUGAAAUGGAUGAUUCGAUGGGUAAUAAUAAUCCAUUUUUAUCAUUACCAUCAGCAAUUGAUUGGAAUGAUUGGACCGAUUGGACUGAAUAUUUGUUAAGAAUGCAAAAUUUAAGAAAUUCUGUUAAUACAACAACACCAACUAGUGUAAUGAAUAACAAUGGAAUUUCAACAAAUCCAGUAGUUAGUAAUCCGAAUCUGAAUAUUCCCCCUAUGACAGGUAACACUAAUAGCAUGGCGUAUCAAUGA
Molecule: messenger RNA, 3174 nt
Organism: Rhizophagus irregularis DAOM 181602=DAOM 197198
Lineage: Eukaryota; Fungi; Glomeromycota; Glomeromycetes; Glomerales; Glomeraceae
Source: RefSeq, a predicted model, not a curated record